AUGAGUGUCGAGAAAAUCAAAAGUCUAGUGGAACUUGCAAACAACAGGUUGAACAGCAGCGAAGAUUUUGAACAGUUUCAAACGUUCGUCACCCAAGAGCUUGACUUGGACACCAUACAUUCAUUAAUAGAUGAAAAGAUUGAUCGUGAAGAUGGACCAAAAGUAUUGGAGUAUAUAUUAGUUGGACUUUCUGUUAAACCUGAUUCCCAAAAAAUUGUCGAAAACGUUUACGAAUAUGUAUUAAACGCAAUCAAUAAUGCUGAAAUACCAGAAAAAAUGAAAGUGUGUUUGAUUAGCCGUUUAUCAUUAGAAUUAAAUAAGCUAUCAACCAAACAACUUAUCAAAUUUAUAAAUAUGUGUAAAAAAGACAUAGAAGAAUCAAAUGAAAACUGUGUUCAGAGCUGGAAAGAAUUGUUCCCUCAUAUUUUAAAAAUAGUAUCCGAAAUCAAACUAAUAAGAACUGAAGAUUUUGAAAUGACAGGUGCUGACUACAAAGAAAUGAUCAUUACUGACAUUUGUCGUUUUAAAGUUCAGCCCAACAUCUCAGUAGCACUUGCACUGAUGUUUAGAGGAACACUAUUAACUGAGAAAGAACAUGAACUAGUUAUCAAAACAUUAUGCUCAUACUUCGGUCAAAUGAAACCUCUAGAAAUCCCACCUAUUCUACAACAAAUAUUACAUUUUUGUUCAAGUGGAGAUUUUUUAACUCUUUUUUGUACACUUCAAAAAUAUUUUGAUGAUAAGUACCAUUUAGACCAAAGUAACGACGAAAACUAUGCACUUGAAAUAGAAGGAUCUGAGAAAAAAGAAUUUUUAGAAGCUGAAAGUACAGUAUUAUUUCUCUUGGAAGACUUUGCUAAGGUGCAUUCUUCAUUUGUUAAUGAUAUAACUAAGUACAUAAAAAAUAGUAUUGGUGCUCCUAACAUGGUUUUCGGUCCAUUCAUGUUAGCAUUUUUAUUAACCAUGUCUUGCUGUGCACCUUUUGAAGCUAAUGUUAUUGAUUUGAUAAAAAAGCUUGUAGUGCAGUCAUUGGUAGAACUAGAAAAUACUCAACGUUCAUAUUGGUUAAAACUUCAUUACACAGAUAUAUAUGAUGUUUACACACAAUUUCAAGUGUUUAUAAAAAGCGAAAUAUCAAGUUACGAAAAAAUAUUCAAAGGUCUUGUCAAUUUGGGUUUAUCAUUUCUUGGAACUACUUCUUCUGUAUUCAAAAAAAACGCUGAGAUCAUAAACACAGUUCAUCAGCUUGGUUUGUUCAUAAUAGUAUCAUUAGUUCACAAGCGAUCAUUUAUCACUGGUAGUGUCUUACGAAAAUUGACCAAUUUUAUUACAUCUAACCCUGAAUCUAAUCAAUAUUUAGAGUGUUUGCAUAAACUUUGUAAGAACCAAAAGUUACACGUUGUCGAGAAUAAUACUGAAAUAUUGAAGUUGUUUAAAGAAAUACCAAUCGGCAUGACUGAUAAAGUAACUAGUGCAGUUAUGCCCGUCCUAAAGACAUCAACAUAUUUGCGUGAUAAUAUCAUCAUGAUUUUACGAAAAGAACUCAUAUCAAAAGAAUAUCAGUUAAGACAUUGUGCAGUUUUGGGAUUCAUUGAAAUAUUAUGUAGUGUUCAUUUGGACAGUUUCACUACAUUAAGUCAGAAUACAAACAGCCAGGAUUCAUGGCCUGGAUUAUUUACUCAGAUGGUUCUUGAUCGAGAUUCUGUGGAUAUUCAUUCAGCUCUUGAUUGUGAAGAUAGUUCAGAAAAUAAUAAAACAAUUUGUUUAGAAAUUUUGGAUUCACUUAAAACAUGUUUUUACCAAAAAUCGGAAAUCAAACAAUCACUUUAUAGAGGAUUGAUUAGAGUGACUUCACACAAUAAUGAAUUAUGUGUUUGUGUCAAUAGUUUGCUAUUGGACCACAUGAGUUUAUGGUGUAACAGACUUGUAGUAGCGGAAAACAAAAAAUCAUUAAAAUUUGACAAGUCCAUAGUCACAGGAAAAGAUAAUAAACCUAUCGUGCAUGAGCCGUUAGACGAGUUGAUUUUACUGGCUCAACACCUACUGGUUACAAAUAUGCAGCUUAAUGAUAAUAAAGAAUAUGCAAAAAUUGAUGAAUUGAAACAGUUACUCUGUCAACUGGUAAAUUUCUACAGUGAAUGUAAUACAGAUGAAAUAAAAGUGAACGAAAGCGAUUGUUUACUAGAUAUAAUUAGUGAUACAACAGAGAAUGUGGAUGUCAUCAAACAAAUUCUGUGUGUUUACCAGGCAUUUAUGGUCUAUAUAGUAAAUUCAUGGUUUAAUUCUGACCAAGAUAAAGAAUGCUGUGAAAAACUUCAAAAGUUAUUUUCUAAAUAUAAUAAUAUUUUAGAAGCUGUUAUGGCAUCGGAUAAAACUAAUAAGAAGAAGGAUAAAGGAAAUAAAAAAAAUAAAGCUGAAUCAACUGGAACAACCACUAAAUUUGUUGAACCUGCAAUUCAUUUAGAUUUUGAUGUACUGUAUAAGUUUCUUUCAUUACUUGCUAAAAAUGUUAAUUGGACGUCUGAACUUAAUGUUGUAUCAUUAAAACAAAACGUAAGACUAUGGGAAUUUGUGUUAAAACUAGUACAAACACAUUUGAUGGAAGUGAAGAAUUUGCUUUCGCGUGAUAUAAAACCUCGUAAUUUGUAUGAAAAUAUAUGUAAAUUGACAAAAUUGCUUUACGACUAUUUUCUAUUUGAUGUUCGUGAAAAAAUUAAAUUCAGUCAAACGGUUCUUGAAUUGGGAUUGGAUUGUUAUUUACAAACAAUAAAACUUGUAAAUUCGUAUUAUAAAAAUUUGGAUAAAUUUUUUUCUGACUCCAACAAAGAUGAUUCAAACGACGAAUCGGGAGAAAUAUUCAAUGUGCUGCGUAAUAUGAGAUUAUAUUUAGACGAAAUAUUACAAAUGAAUCAAAUUGAUGAUGUUACUAACCAAACCGAAGAUAAUGAUGACAAAGAAACAUACGAUCUAAUAGAAUCUCAUCUUAUCGGAUGUGUGUCUGUUGUAUGUCAUGGUAUAAAAAAUAAUAAGGAUUCUAAAGUCAAACAUAUAUUGACUUGGCUAUCUAUGGUGGCCGAAAAAUAUUCAUUUUCAAAUUCAAACAACUCCAAAGAAUUCUUAACUCUCUUGCUAGAGAUGCAUUCGGCAAACCAAGAAGAUCCUAUAAUGUUAGCUACUACAAUUAACAAUUUGUGUUAUUCAUUUGGUCGAAUAAGUAGAUCUCAUAAAAACAACCAAUCACAAAUCAAGCCAUUGAGAUUAAUAACAACUUGGAACCGAACAAUGGUAUGUCCUGUCUUGUGUCAAAGCUUGUGCAAUGAGUUAAACUAUGUCAUGCAAUGCUUAUCUCGAAUCAAGGCUGAGUUAAGUGCAUCACAAAGAAAAAUAAAGAAUAUUUGUCAAGACCGACUUAAAUCUCGAGAAAAAGCCAUUUGUCAUCGUAUUGUUUUAGUGGUUUUGUCCACAACUUCAUUAACGAAAACAGUUAUCCCAUUGGGUCAAUGUACAGAGUCUGUUUUCAAUUUAUUGUACCAAGUCUAUCGAACCAUCAAUGUGGUUACCAAACAUUUCCUAUCGCGUUCAACCGUAAACGAACCGGUGUACAAGCAAGCUUUAUUGGGUAAAUUGUCCGAAAUUGUCAAUGAUCAACUGUCACCGAAUGUUUCUAAGUUUAUCAUGUUCAUAGAGUACGAUAGACCAUUAACAGAUAAGGAGAAAAAGUCUGUUCAAUUAAAAAAUCAGACUCGUCGCCAAGCUUCUUACAUUCCCAGAGUAGUUACUGAAUUAGAACUAUUCGUGAACCUAAUUACUAAAUUGGGGAAAAAGUGCAAGGAUCCGAACUUGUUAAACAAUCUCAAACUCACUGCUACCCGUGACUUCAGACUCAAUGUGCAGAAAGUUCAGGAUAUUUUUAGCAAACAAAAUAAUUCAGAUGAAAGCGAUGAAGAAAUCAUUGGUAAUAAAAGACCAAAUGAGGCUGAAGAGCAACCGCCUAAGAAGAAACGAAGAUCUGGCUCAAAUACAUCUGUGGCAACAUCAGCUAAUUGA
Macrosiphum euphorbiae (potato aphid) is the source of this 4047-nucleotide messenger RNA. The record is from the annotation of a GenBank genome assembly. Lineage: Eukaryota; Metazoa; Arthropoda; Insecta; Hemiptera; Aphididae.